Molecule: messenger RNA, 405 nt
Organism: Brassica napus (rape)
Lineage: Eukaryota; Viridiplantae; Streptophyta; Magnoliopsida; Brassicales; Brassicaceae
Exons: 1
Coding region: 1-405 (134 amino acids)
Source: RefSeq, a predicted model, not a curated record
AUGAUAGUGACCAUUUUGUUUUUGGUCAUUGUGCAGUAUAAACUACGAAGAGUGUGGUGGGAUCAAAGCAAAGAGGCGAAAGAAGCCUACACAAACCAAGUGGUGGCUUAUGUGAAUAACCUCGACACUGAUGAAGACCUUGCGUUUUUGAAGAGAUGCGGUUGGGAAGUGCCACGGGAGAUAUCUAUUCCCUACAAAAUCUUCACAUUUUUUGUGAAGAAGGGGGUUGAAUUUAACCUCACUGCGGCUCAUAUGGUGGUUAUCGCCCAGAAUGCUCACAGGAGUCCAGCUUUCAACCUCCUUAACAUGCUAGCUGAUCAGAGACUAGAAGAUGAUAUCUUUGUUCAGAAAUCACACGAGAAGAUUGAAGCCCGACUCAGACAAUAUUCUGAGAGGUUCCUUUGA